GUCGGGGGAUAGUUUACCGAGAUAACUACGAAAUACUAUAAAAGCAGAUGCAUUCAUCAGCACAGAUACUAAGUACUUAGAACAAAACAUGGCUGGUUUUAAGAGUAUCACUGCUAUCAUAGUGCUGAUCGCCUUAUUGGCUGUUUGCUUGGGUCAGAGCGCCCAAGGUGGACCGCACGUGUCUCAAGGCGGCCCUCACCAAAACCAAGGGAGAGCUCGUCGCCAAGUAGAAGAAGAAAAUCUAGAGGCAAAUGUCGGACCAAAUCCUCUAAAUCCUAUGAAUUGGACUACAUGCGAUGUAACAGUCAUACCAAGGAUCUCUUGCCACGAUUGUAACACUCGCGUCAUUUGCAAGCCCAUCGGUGGACUUCUGAAGAGCUGCAAUGAUCCUGCGAGACCUCACUGCAAUCUUGGCAUCUGUUCAGCUGUACCCAGUCUUGCGUGUGCUUAGGCAAUUCAAGAGCAUGUAACUUUAGU
Molecule: messenger RNA, 477 nt
Organism: Maniola jurtina (meadow brown)
Lineage: Eukaryota; Metazoa; Arthropoda; Insecta; Lepidoptera; Nymphalidae
Exons: 2
Coding region: 89-451 (120 amino acids)
Source: RefSeq, a predicted model, not a curated record